This is a messenger RNA of Cercospora beticola, 857 nucleotides long. Its product is annotated as resistance to Congo red protein. The record is from RefSeq and is a predicted model, not a curated record. Gene Ontology annotation, cellular component: intracellular membrane-bounded organelle. Gene Ontology annotation, biological process: vesicle-mediated transport. Lineage: Eukaryota; Fungi; Ascomycota; Dothideomycetes; Mycosphaerellales; Mycosphaerellaceae.
ACGUCACGAUUGCCAACAAUGCGCCGCAAUGAUUGUGGGGAUCAUGUGUGCCACUUUCUUCUGUUAUAUCAAAGCGGAGUCCAUGCCAGAGGGCUACGAGUCGGAACGGAAGCUCUUCUCAUCCAUUUUAUGCACAGCAUACCUUAAUGUUAACUGAAGCCACGACUCAAACUCUCGGCCCCAUCGUAAUUGUCCACCACCCGACAGCUUCUGAGUAAACAUGGCCGUCCAAUGUUACUAUAACCGAUUUGGUCAAAGAAGGUGUAGGAACAACGCAUGGGGAGGCUGGGGAAGAUGGGUGUUGUUGGGAUGCCUCAUCGCAGGAGCGCUGCUCCUGUUGAUCCUGUUUGCUUGCAUUUCCUCGAGACGCCGAAGAAAGCUUGGACGCAAGCCAUUUUACGGCACAGGAUGGGCUGCACCUGGAACAACAGGAGGUCCUGUGAAAUAUAACAAUAGCAACAACCCACCGCCCAUGCAGCAAGGCUACAACAACCAAGGCUACAAUAACUCAUACAACAACAACGCGCAGCCAUACUACUCCGGUGGGCAAAACAACGACUACUACAACCCGGGUAACAACUACGGCAACUCGAACUACGGCAACAACGGGCAGACAGGCGGAUACGAGCCUCCCAACUACCCACCCCCAGCUCAAACCCGGAACGAUGGCGUAAUCAGAUAAAGAUGGACUAUCAACGAGACAUGAUGAGUUACGAAUGUAUAAUAUCAAGAAUGGGGAUUGGAAUUGGAGCAACAGAACUGGCGCCCAAAUGUACAGACAAGAAUGAAAUGAAAGUUCGAAUGAAAUGAAAGUUCGAAUGUGGCAGCGUAUCGGCGCAUUGCUCGAACUGCAGACG